Triplophysa dalaica is the source of this 2863-nucleotide messenger RNA. RefSeq names its product neuron-derived neurotrophic factor (gene ndnf). Gene Ontology annotation, molecular function: protein binding. Gene Ontology annotation, biological process: extracellular matrix organization. NCBI's taxonomy places the organism in Eukaryota, Metazoa, Chordata, Actinopteri, Cypriniformes, Nemacheilidae. The coding region runs from base 373 to 2097 and encodes 574 amino acids. The transcript has 4 exons. The record is from RefSeq and is a predicted model, not a curated record.
GGUCUUCAGAGAGAGUGUUAGAGACACUCCACGCACACAGAGAGUUCACAGCAGUCUGACUCUCACUCACUCACUCUCGGUCUCUAUAGAGGAGAACAGCAGGACAAAAUCUUAGGAUACCCACUAAGUCUAGAGUCUUUAACUUUUGGAAGCGAAAGAAGCCAAACCCGAAUGAAGGAUUGUAGCGGCAACUGAAAGGACCAACUUCAUCAUACUUUCUCGAGCUGCGUUUCCAUCUCAUAGCCUAUAGUUUGAGCGUGUAUGCAAUUUAAAUUUUAAGCAACUGGAAGACAAGAAAAAAUACAUAGAACAGCAAAUAACAAAAUUUCAAGACACUUUGUCUCUGGAGGGAUUUUACACUGAAGAACAAGGAUGAGGCGGGUGUUUAGAUGUUAUGGCUUGGUGUUGCUGUUCUUGGGGGUGAUGGGACAGAAACUACCCACCCGCGAUGAAGGUCUCUUUCAGAUGCAGAUCAGAGAUAAAUCUACUUUCCACGACUCCUCUGUCAUGCCCGAUGGAGCUGAGAUCAGUGGAUACCUGUUUAGGGACGCGCCAAAAAGGUACUAUUUUGUAGUGGAGGAAGACAACACUCCCCUCUUGGUGACGGUGACACCUUGUGAUGCUCCGCUCGAGUGGAGAUUGACAUUGCAGGAACUCCCUGAGGACCGCAGCGGAGAAGGAUCAGGUGAGCCGGAGCCAUUGGAGCAGCAAAAACUGCAGGUCACAACCAGUGAAAGUACCGAACUCUUCACCUACAAAGGAAAUGAUGUUGAGUCAUUCAUCUCCACAAGCUCCUCUUCCGGCUUGUACCAGCUGGAAAUCCUCUCAACUGAAAAGGAUAGCAACUUUAAAAUGUAUGGUACUACGACCCCCGAGUCCGACCAGCCCUACCCGGAACUACCUUACGACCCCAGGGUUGAUGUUACAGCGCUGGGUCGUACGACCGUCACACUAGCGUGGAAGCCUACUCCUACUGGCUCUAUAAUGGGUCAGCCGAUCCAGUACUGUGUGGUGAUCAACAAGGAGCACAACUUCAAAAGCUUAUGUGCGGCAGAGGCCAAGAUGAACUUGGAUGAUGGCUUCAUGACCGCUCCAAAACCCGGGAGGGAUUUCAGCCCCUUUGACUUUGCUCAUUUUGGUUUCGUCCCAUCUGAGAAUGAUUUCAGUAAGGAUCGUUCCCUCACCACUAACAGAGCUUUGAACAGCAAACUGAGUCGCACAUAUAUCCCGAAGCCCAAAGUUUCAGACAUACAGAAAAUCUGCAUAGGCAACAAGAAUAUUUUUACAGUGUCAGACCUCAAGCCAGACACACAGUACUACUUUGAUGUGUUCGCGGUCAACACAGGCACCAACAUGAGCACUGCGUACGUGGGCACUUUUGCCCGCACUAAGGAAGAAGUCAAGCAGAAGACCCUGGAGCUCAAGGAUGGAAAAGUCACAGACGUCUUCAUUAAGAGAAAGGGCAGCAAAUUCCUCCGUUUUGCUCCGGUCUCUUCUCACCAGCGCGUGACACUCUUUGUGCACGCCUGUCUGGAUGCAGUACAGGUUCAGGUACGCCGCGAUGGGAAGCUUGUUCUCUCACAGAAUGUGGAGGGCGUUCGUCAGUUCCAACUACGCGGUAAGCCCAAAGCCAAGUAUCUGAUCCGUCUGCGGGGGUCCCGCAAGGGUGCUUCCACUUUGAAAGUGUUGGCCAGUACUCGUGCUGGAGGCAAGCAGCCCUUCCCAGCUUUACCCGAGGAUACCCGCAUCAAGGCUUUCGAUAAGUUGCGUACCUGUUCUUCUGUCACUGUGGCUUGGCUUGGCACGCAGGAGCGCAACAAAUACUGUGUGUACCGACGCGAAGUAGACGAAAGUUAUGGCGAAGAGCAAAGACGCCGGGAGCAGAACCAGUGUGCUGGAACGGAGAAUCGCAGCAAGUCUGAAAAGGUACUUUGCAAGUACUUCCACAGUGCCAACCUGCAGAAGGCCGUUACCACGGAGACCAUAACGGGUCUUGGGGCGGGAAAGAGCUACCUCCUGGAUGUUUAUGUGGUGGGACACAGCGGCCACUCAGUCAAGUAUCAAAGCAAAUUGGUGAAAACAAGGAAGUACUGUUAAAAAAAAAAGAGACUCAGAAGUACAGACUCUGCACAGAAGUAAAUAUAUUAUAUAUAUAAUGAGAAAAAAAGAAGUUUAUUUAACUCGAAGUGAUAUUCUACUAAGGAGAGUUUUGCAGACUGACUUUUUGCGCUUACGCUAAUGGCGCAUGUCUCGCAGUUAUUGAACUGCCUGUAGAGUGAGAUAUCAACCUCUGUAUUUAUGUUUACAUUACCGAGUCGAGUCUGGCGCUCUCAGGCCACCUUAGGCACCUGAAGGUUCUUCUCAGGGGGUGCCAUCGCUGUUGCUAUUUAAAGAGUCCUUGUCCUGCAUCCUCAGUGCCAUGGAAAUAGGAGUUUGGAGCAGUUCUUUUUGGCCACUGCAUGCACCAUUUGUCUGCCUGUCUAUGUUUUCCCUGUUUGUCCGUUUUUGUUCUUAUGGCAGCCAUUGCGGAGGAAGCGCCAGGACUCUUUCUUUUCCCUCUCCCUACUUGUACUCAAAACAUGGUUUAGAAGAUUUAAAUUAUUUCAUACUUCUUAAUGUUUUAUUUUUUUAACUGUUAUUUUUGUUAUUGACGAUAAUUAUUAGUGAUACAAAAGUGUUUUAAAUCUAUAUGAACGUUGACGUUGUUGAAGCGUUUCCCCACUGUCGGUUUGUGUGUGUAUAACUUCACAGUUUGUAAAUCUGGUGUGUGUAAAUGUGUUUCAUCAUAUAUGUGUCACAUGUACAGAUUUUCUCUGCCAAUAUUCAUGUACAUAAACACUAAAUAUAGACAUCUGUAAUCUCA